Camponotus floridanus (Florida carpenter ant) is the source of this 4935-nucleotide messenger RNA. It is a transcript of the gene IRSp53, whose product is annotated as calponin homology domain-containing protein DDB_G0272472. The record is from RefSeq and is a predicted model, not a curated record. Gene Ontology annotation, molecular function: protein binding. Bases 577 to 4704 code for a protein of 1375 amino acids. Gene Ontology annotation, biological process: actin crosslink formation; actin filament bundle assembly; positive regulation of actin filament polymerization. NCBI's taxonomy places the organism in Eukaryota, Metazoa, Arthropoda, Insecta, Hymenoptera, Formicidae. Gene Ontology annotation, cellular component: cytosol; nucleoplasm. The transcript has 14 exons.
GACUGCUCCGUACUUUUCGCGUUGUUUUCGCCGGAAAAACAUUAAAGACGAGUGCGCGUGUGAUUGAGUAUAUAAGGCGAGCGUGUCGCAAUUAAUAUGCGUUAUUAUAGCGUGCAUUCGUUGCGGCCCGUGCUCGUGCUCGUGCUCGUGCUCGUGCUCGUGAACGCGAACGGCUAACGGCCAACGGAUUUUCAAACGCGUCGCGCGGGUGUUUGUCGCUGGACCCAAGUUUUGCGUAGCGAUCAAGGACUCGGCCAAGGAUCCGUGCAGUAUUCCUCUACUCACGUCAGUGACAACGCGAAAGAAGAAGCGCGCGUUAUUAGUCGCGUUAGCGAGCACCAAUUCAUUCGUGCGUCAAUUCGAGGUAAUGCUGCGAAGAAAUCGAAACUGUUGGACAAACAAGAUGGCGACCGAUUGUAAUGCGCGAUUCGGAGCACGAUAUAUCGGACGGGUGUGGGGAUCGAGUUGGAGAAAGCGGAGCGGUCACGUGAGAUCCGGUCUCGGGAGGACGGAAAAAUAUGAGCAUCUCACAAAGCUAGGGAAAAAAAAAAUCGAUUUUUCAUCCGGGAGGUCAUCAUGGAGACCGAGGAGCUCACCAGACUCGUCGACGAGAUCUACAAGAACAUUUUGGACAAGUUCAACCCUGGCGCCAGGCAGCUGAUUAACGCAGGCAAGGCGUAUCUGAAGGCCCUUCACGGAGCUGCGGCGGCGUCGCGAGUUUACGUUGACGCUUUGUCUCGAUUAGCUCGUCAAGCUCAGCUGGGAACAUGGGGCGGUUCCAAGGAUGUAGGUUUCGCGCUGAUGAGAAUCGUCGAGGUAUAUAAGGAAAUUCAGGAUCAGGAGAUGAACAUUCUGAAAGCAUUCUACGUGGACCUGCUAGUGCCGCUGGAGACUAAUCUGGAAAAGGAUACGAAAGUCGUUCAGAGCGAGCAGAAGAAGUUUCUUCAGCAGCACAAGACUAGAUCCGAAACCUACAGUAAGGCGGCCGCGACCAUGAAGAAACAAAGGAAGAAAUCCAGAGCCGCCAAUAAGAGUGGCCUCGCCAUGGACAAGGAGCUGAAGAACAUGCAGAUUCUCGAAGAGGAGAAAACCAAGCUCGAUGCCUUUUGCGAGCAGAGCCUGAAGAAUGCGAUGACUCAGGAGAGACGACGAUACGGUUUCGUGUUGGAGCGACAAUGCUCCUUGGCGAAGCACUAUGCGAGUUUUCAUGAGGUUGCACUGGCCGCGCUUCAUCCCUCGGUUGAUAAAUGGCGCGAGGUUGCCGCCACCAGGGAAUAUUUGCCCCAGUCGGUGGAGGACAUGUUCGCUUCCAGACUCAGGCAAACAUCAUUUUGGCCGGAGGAUGAGGAGAAUGGCGGCUCCGAAUUGACGACGAUGAGCUCGCAAUUGCGAAAGACACGAAGCAUGGACAGCUCCUGCUUAGAACUGCGAUUGGGCCCCUUGCCCGGGAAUCCGCAAUCGUCCGGCGGCCAUCUCGGUCCAACGCCGCAUCUUCCCGCUGUCCUUUCCAGAGCGAGGUCGGAGGCCAAUCUGCACGCCUCGACAUUAUCCCUCGGCCCCGAGGUUCCAGAGACCCCACCCCGACCACGAUCCAUGGCACCUCCCGCGUCUCGCAGCAGCGGUGGUGGCACCGGAAUCGGCGCUGGAGGUUGGGGAGACGCCCCUCUUGCCAGAGCUCUCUUCGCCUAUCUUAGCUCGGGAGAAAAUCAGUUGAGCUUUUUGGAGGGCGAUCUCAUCGCUCUGAUGGGAGACCGUCAGAAGGGAUGGCAAUUUGGCGAAAAUCUCCGCACUCAAAGCUCGGGAUGGUUUCCCUUGGCGUACACCGAAAUUAUAAUCGACGAUAUUUUGGGAUCACCGAGUCACGGAGCGAGCAACGGUAGGACCCCGGAUUUGCAAGCCAUCCCUCCAUGCAAGCCACCUCCCUCUCGACCGCCAGUCACGCCAGCCGGUAUCGACGAGUCAUCCGGGGGUACCACGGGCGCAAACGGCAACUCUGCCAACAGCAACAAUGCCAACAACAACAACAACAACAACAGCUGCGUCGGUACGCCGACCAACAACGCGAGUGUUUUGGCAACUCCGACAGCGCGUCAAUCGAAAUCGGUCCGUCCAUCAGGUACACUGCCUGCAGUGCUGGCCGGAGGACGAAGGGUGCAACCGCCCGUGCCUCCGGUGCCACCUCCGGCGAUGACGUCCCUCCAUAGCAGCAACGACAGUGGCUUUUCCAACGAACCCCCGGUGCAGCCCGACGUCGAUUACAGCGACGACGAGGCGUUGAGACAACGGCGCCGGAAGCCGCGAAGCGGAGGGGAUCGUCCGUCCUCAAAGGACGAGAAGCAAUCCAAGGACUGGGAGAACGACUCUUGGAAGACGAUCCCGCGGGAUGAGAAAUCCUGGCAGCUGUAUCGCACGGCAAUGGAUUUAUGGGCGGAAUCUAAAGCCAAUCGGACAGGUCAAGAGGACUCGAAAAAGUACUUUGAGAUGGCGAACGGUGACUUUGCGCUGGAGAAUGUGACGAAGAAGAGGAAGAGCAAAAAGACAGCGGCACAGCAGCCGAAUGAGCGACCUAGCCCGAAUCAGCGCUCAAAGAUGGCGGCGGAUGAGCGGAACUUGUCCGCUGUUACUCGCCACGACGAUCAGCGACGCGUAGAUAAGCGGACGCAGGCGGAUACCGAGGAGGACGAACUCGAGGAAGAGGACGAAGAGGAUUUUGGCGUCGAAUGUCAUAAUAAGAAUAAUAAUAAUAAUAAUAGUAAUAGCAAUAAGUUUUACGGGAACAAUCAGGAAUCUCAACAAGAGCGAAGAGGAGGAAACGGUUUCGAGGUAGACAAAUACGUCAAGUCGUCGUCGAGUUCGUCGUCAGAGUCCGACGACGAGAGUACCAUCACCAUCCCGGAACCGGGCCGUAAAGUCGAGCAUAUAGCGCAAAAGCUCGAGCAGACCGCGCAAAAGUAUGCGCGCGAGCCGCAUAGCCCACCCAAGUUUCUCGAACGCCGCGAGAGAACGAACACGGCGGCGGAGUAUAAGAGUCUGGAGAGGGAAACGCGGGAAGCGGCCUUGUCGCGCGAACGUCGCGAAAGAUCUGCCGUAGAAUAUAAUAAAAGCCUGGAGCGUAGCCGGGACGGCCCAAAGAACUUGGAGCGCUUACGCGACAACCGCGCUCCGCGAGAUGACGAGCGUCCCCCGUUGAGGGAGGACAGGCAUUCGCUCGAGCAAAGUUGUCGCGAAGACAAGCAAAACUUUGGACGGUUGAGAGACGACAAGCAGAGCUUCGAGCGCGCAAGGGAGGACAAGCAAGGCCUCGAACGUUUAAGAGAGGACAAGCAGAGCUCCGAUCGUUCGCGAGAGGACAAACAAAGCUUUCAGCGAUCCCGCGAGGAAGCGCAGUCGUACGAACGAGCCAGGAACGAACGCGCUCGUUCCAGGACCAACGAGCAAGAACGCGCGUACACGAACACGGCGGAGCAACGAAGGGAGGAGCAACGAGUAACGAGUUACGAACGAACGUUCGAAAAGAAUCGCAAUAGGAUGAUCGAACGAUUGUCCAGUCGGCGAUUCGAACGGCCGCGACCGCCGUCGCGGGAAGCUCCGGAACGGCCUGUAGGACCCUACCGAGAACGCAGGUACUCCGAUAAGGAAGAGGCGAUUUAUGGAGAGGCCGGCCGAUACGGAAUCGAUUCGCUCGAGAGAGAUCGCGGCUACGAGUCAAACUUUGAGACAAAAUUGGAAAGAUCGAAGGUGAUUGAGAGACAUGGUUAUCACGCGGGUUUGCAUGGCCCGGGUCUUCAGAAGCGGAACGUCGUACCGAGAAGUAGCGAGCAAAGUAACCACGGCGAUACCAAUAACAACACGCUCAAGAUGGAUCGAAAAUCCCCGCGACAGGGCCAAAUUACCGCUAUGGGCCACCUCGCGCAAACAGGCAGAGCUUUCGAGGAACCAAAGAGCCCGAAGCUCGUAAAGCGGACCAAGUCAUUCUGGAAAUUCCGCCGGGAUUCGGAAGUCUUGGAAGGUAUGGCUCUUUGGCAGCACCGCUCUCUCGUGGACAUUCCAAAGAUGAUUCGUAAAGAAGACAAGAUGGCGGGAAACGAGGAGAAACAGAGAAACUCGGACGGCGGUAGUCCGAAUUCGAGUCUGGGCAACAGCGAGAGCACCAUCACGAACGAGCAUCGGCACGACGAGACCGAGCCGAAGCCGGCCGAGAGAAGUCACGUGCCCGACAAGACGGAUUACUUUGAUGAUUUCCCGACGCCCGCGGAACGGCCCAAGAUUACGGAGAGAUCGGCGUAUAGAGUUCAACAGCAGUCGGAGGAACGGGCGUACUUUGUGGGCAACGUGUCGCGGAAGGCCAUCAUCGAGAAGGAACGUAAACGUAGUCUCGAGGCGAAGCGAAAUAUGAUGAUUGUGGCCGAGUUGAAGGAGAACAGUGAGAGUAAGCGGAACGAGAUGUCGAUGCGCAACCGACGAAACUAUGACGAGGAGGAGGACGCGACGUUGAACUUUAGCGAGACUGAGGCUUCCGAUGAGGAAUCUACGUAUAGCUGCAUCGUCGUUAAGGAUCAGAGCAUACCGGAGAAGACACUGUUGCCGAGGACUAAGCUGAGACGAGAGUCUGAUCGAGAUAGAAAUACUUGCGGACCCUGGUACGAUCUUUGGGGCAUGGACGCAUCAGUCAACAAGAAAAAGAGGAAGCAGAAGCAACAGUAAGACGAGGAGCCGACGAAUGAGCCGAUAUGAAAUGAUACGUUAAAAUAUGUUAAAGAUAUGUUCAAAUUGGCUAAUGUUGAGUUUGAGAGUAACAAGAGAGACGAAACACAAUGUUGAAGCAAAAGUGAGAAUAUUAAACAGAAAAUGGAAAGGGAGAGAAUGAGAGAGGUAGAUGGGUAGAUGGGUAGAUGGAUGGAUAGAUGGAUGGAUGGAUGGAUGGAUGGAUAGAUG